UGUGGAUACCAGAAGAACGUGAAACAAAAUGUCUCUUUUCGGUAUGAUGAGCGAUUUGGAGGAGGAUCCUAUUUUUGGCCAUCAUAUGCGUUCGAUGCGCCAGAUGAGCAGCAUGUUGAAUUCGCUGUUUUCCGACCCGUUCGGUGGAAUGAUGGGCGGUGGUGGAAUGGAAGCGAUUACCGGUGGCCCCGCAUUCGGAAUGCGUCACAACGCAAUGAUGCCGUUCAUGCCACCGACCAUGAACAGGCUGUUGAAUGUAGGGGGACCAGCCGACGGGGCCUCAUUCAGCAGCAGCAGCGUAAUCUCGAUGACAUCCGGACCGAACGGACCGCAAGUGUACCAAGCCACCUCUAGCACACGUACCGGACCGGGCGGCAUUAAGGAGACGCGCAAAACCGUACAAGAUAGCCGCACCGGCACAAAGAAGAUGGCAAUCGGACAUCACAUUGGCGAUCGGGCACACAUCAUCGAGCGGGAGCAGAACGUUUCCACUGGUGUGCAGGAGGAGCGCCAGGACUUUAUCAAUCUGGAUGACGAGGAGGCCGAAGAUUUCGAUCGCGAGUUCCAGACGAAGGCACGCAGCGUCAUGGGCAUGUCUGGUGGUGGCCGUGGGCGUCCGGCACAGUUGGCUCUACCAUCGACCCAGCCAACUCAAUCACAGCGCAUUCUGUCGAUUACCGAAGUGCCGGACAAUGGCUGUGAAUCGUGCGGUAACCCCAGCGAUACACCGCUCUGCACUGCCUGCAGCAAUAAUCAGGAUCACAGCAAUCAGGACAAUCUCGAACGCCAACGGCAACAGCAGCAGCAGCAACAGCAACCACAUCAUCAUCACCGUCAACAGCAACAGCAAACGAUAGUUUCAAAAUCAGCACGCAACAAUAGACACGGCCAGCCUUUGGUAAACGGUGGCCCGAUCUCGUCCCGACGAUCGAUCCGAUCGCCGGCUUCAUCGCCGUUGAGCAUGUCCGCUUCGCCGGUCAGUGGCAUGAAUCAUCAUAUUGCUACAAGCGUGCAUCCCCAUCCGUACAAUACGUCCGGCCGAAAAUCACGACCGUUGAAGGGACCUUCUUCCUCCUCCCAUAACCAGCACUACCAGUAAUGGCGUAAUAUAUAAUACCGUGGUUCGUUCACUA
This is a messenger RNA of Anopheles maculipalpis, 1133 nucleotides long. It is a transcript of the gene Mlf, whose product is annotated as myeloid leukemia factor. The transcript has 4 exons. Bases 29 to 1099 code for a protein of 356 amino acids. Gene Ontology annotation, biological process: regulation of DNA-templated transcription. The record is from RefSeq and is a predicted model, not a curated record. Gene Ontology annotation, cellular component: nucleus; cytoplasm. Lineage: Eukaryota; Metazoa; Arthropoda; Insecta; Diptera; Culicidae.